This is a messenger RNA of Nicotiana attenuata, 1831 nucleotides long. RefSeq lists its product as uncharacterized. The record is from RefSeq and is a predicted model, not a curated record. Bases 48 to 1304 code for a protein of 418 amino acids. NCBI's taxonomy places the organism in Eukaryota, Viridiplantae, Streptophyta, Magnoliopsida, Solanales, Solanaceae. The transcript has 7 exons.
CUCUCUCCCAUUAAUUGUUGCAGCAUGCUCAGGUACUCCCCCAAAAAAUGCUUGGACAUGGUCAUAGAAUUUCUACAAGUGGUCCUUAUUUCAAAUAUGAAAAGGGACAAAGUAGGUGUCUAGAGAAAAACCAUUCGUACAUGCAAAUGAUUGACUUGAAGAUAAGACGCCAUCAGCAUAAACUAGUCCUUUGUCAAACACACAGACACACACUAACCAUGGGAAGCACAAGUAUGGAAACCAACAAGUUAGAGAUGUAUGAAUUUGGCCCUUGUGAAGAUGCUUUCCAAAUUGGCUUCUUGAUUGGCCAAAGAUUCUCCAAACAGAUACGCAGUAGAUUAUCUAAUGACCUUAUUCUUCAGAACCAGCUCCUCCCUUUUGCUCAGUUCUCAAAUUCCCAGCCAUUCAUUCAUGCUUUGUCUGAAACUAAUCAGAGCAAGUUUCCACAUUACUGGAAUGAACUCAAAGGAAUUGCUGAAGGAAGUGGCGUCCCCUUUCUCAAUAUUUUGCUAUUGAACUUUAGGAAAGAGAUAUUGCCAUUCAUUCCAAAGACAGAAAGAAAUCCCAAGGAAGAUGAAAUUAGUGCUGACUGUUCAUCUAUUCUUGUUGUUAACAACUCCAUGGCUGUGGCUGCUCAUAAUGAGGAUGCAAAUGUUGCUCUUGUUGGACACACUUAUUUGGUUAAGGUGACAUUGUCUAGUGGAACAUCAUUCACUGCUUACACAUAUGCUGGAGAACUUCCAAGUUGUGCCUUUGGAUUUAAUAGUCAUGGAGUGGCAUUUACUUUAAACUCAGUACCACCAUGUGAGGAGGAGAUAGUAGCUGGUGCCAUUGGCAGAAACUUCGUGUCCAGAGACCUGCUUGAAGCAAAUAGCAUUGAGGAUGCUCUGGCUAGGAUCUAUUCGUCAGCAGCUUCAGUAGGGCACAGCUAUAACUUGAUAGACACAAGAGCUCGGAGGAUUUUGAACGUUGAAACUGCUUCAAGAAAUCGAAUUUCAGUUCAUGAAAUCGGAGAAACUCCAUUCUUCCAUGCCAACAUGUAUUUGCACCUUCAAGUAAAACAGGCACAAGAUGAGAACUCCUUGAGCAGGCAAACAAGAGCAUCUUCUCUGCCGAAGGAAUCAAAAAAUGAUUUGUUAGCACUUCUUGGGGACAGGAAUGCUGAGAAGUAUCCCAUUUACAUGACAGGUCCAUUGCUAUACACACUGUGCACAGCUGUGAUAGAUUUGGAUGAGAAAACCUUAACAAUUAUACAAGGGAACCCAAAGGAGAAACAACAAUCUUAUGUCUUUCGGUUGUCCUAAAAGCAAGCUAUGACGGAGACUUGAGGGAGAAAUUUUGGUACCAUAUAAAGUAUUCUUCAGAUUUUGCAUCCAAAACCGAAGAAGAUUUGCUCAAUAUAACCUUCGUUUAGAUGGGAACUUGUGAUUUUUAAGCGUCUGCUUUUCAGAGUAAGUGAAUAUAAGAAGAGCAACAAAGCAGACCAAUCGUUACCAGCAUCCCCAUGAAUAAAAAGGUACAUAAACAUCCACCAGUCGAAAGGAAGGCCUAAUCUAAAAUAGCAACAUACAUGAUCUUCUGUUUUCAGGUGGAAAGUAUGCGAUUUUUAAAAUAUAUAUAUAUAUAUGGAAUAUAUGCGAUUUCAGUUCAUAAUCUUUUAUGGCCCAAUCUAACUCAUCGCAAAGGACUUCCAGAAGCUGUUGAGACUGUUUGUUUUUUCUCUAAUGCUUUUACAAGUGACUUAGCUAGCUUGUUGGAUGUGUGUUAACGUUGUUAUUCAAGACUCCAGAUUAUAUUCAAUACUUUUAGUAGUUCCGUAGAUGUUUUGAUA